Messenger RNA from Sinocyclocheilus grahami, 1140 nucleotides. RefSeq names its product homeobox protein Hox-D11a-like. Gene Ontology annotation, molecular function: RNA polymerase II cis-regulatory region sequence-specific DNA binding; DNA-binding transcription factor activity, RNA polymerase II-specific. Gene Ontology annotation, biological process: regulation of transcription by RNA polymerase II; anatomical structure development. NCBI's taxonomy places the organism in Eukaryota, Metazoa, Chordata, Actinopteri, Cypriniformes, Cyprinidae. The transcript has 2 exons. Bases 44 to 874 code for a protein of 276 amino acids. The record is from RefSeq and is a predicted model, not a curated record. Gene Ontology annotation, cellular component: nucleus.
CAGUCAAGCAGGCGAUUUUUUCCCUCUAAGGCUAAAGCGAGCAAUGACGGACUACGAUGAUCACAGCAACUGUGCAUCUAAUAUGUAUUUACCGUACUAUGUUUCUGCUCCUGAUUUUUCGUCCGUCUCGCCGUUUUUACCACAAACUACAGCGUGUCAAGUAAAUUUCCCCUAUUCUUCCAACCUAGCGCAAGUCCAACCUGUUCGUGAAGUGACUUUCAGGGACUAUGGACUGGAUCAUCCGAGCAAAUGGCAUUACAGGGGCAAUUACGCUUCGUACUAUUCAACGGAGGAGAUAAUGCACCGAGAUCUCCUGCAGUCAUCAAACAGAGCGGAAAUGAUUUUUAAAAACGAUUCCAUGUAUAGCCAUCACGGUGGUACUAACUCCUCGUGCAAUUUCUUCACCAACGUCGGCAGAAAUGGGGUACUUCCACAAGAAUUUGAUCACUUUUUUGAGACUGUUAACUCUGAGAAGCCCAACCCUGAGCAGUCCAAACAAAAGCCAGAUACGAGUGUCUGCGGAGAUGCUUCAUGCAAUGUGUCCACAGAUAGCGCGGAGCAGACCAAACGAGACCCUACGGAAACCAUGGAGGAGGAAUCCUCAAUAUCAACCUGCGAUGAAGAAAAGAACAACGACUCAAGUGCAACAAAGUCGAGAAAAAAGAGAUGCCCAUAUUCGAAAUACCAGAUCCGAGAACUUGAACGAGAAUUCUUUUUCAAUGUGUACAUAAACAAAGAGAAACGCCUGCAUUUGUCAAGAAUGCUCAGUCUUACAGACCGACAAGUGAAGAUUUGGUUCCAGAACCGAAGGAUGAAAGAGAAAAAGGUGAACCGAGAUCGUCUCCAGUAUUUCACUGGAAAUCCAUUGUUCUGAAAGCCAUGAUAUUGGCCGAGACGAUGAAACGAUGGCUAUUCUAUUAUGUCAUAAUUGUGGGACAUCAUCCAUUCGUCGGACACAUGGGUUAUUUUCACGUCAGCUCUGUAUUUAAAACUAUGCAAAAUAUUUGCUAUCAAAAAUUAAUGUGAUCUGCGAUUAAAAUUCUGCACAAAUGAUCUACAACAGUGUAUUCGCGAUGAGGUAAAUUAUGAGUUAUCAGGAACAUAUAGGUACCUCGACAAUCUCUUCAUACUCUGUGUUAA